Betta splendens (Siamese fighting fish) is the source of this 2230-nucleotide messenger RNA. RefSeq names its product LHFPL tetraspan subfamily member 2a protein-like. The coding region runs from base 753 to 1403 and encodes 216 amino acids. Lineage: Eukaryota; Metazoa; Chordata; Actinopteri; Anabantiformes; Osphronemidae. The record is from RefSeq and is a predicted model, not a curated record. Gene Ontology annotation, cellular component: membrane. The transcript has 3 exons.
CAUGCAGCGCGCACAUGCAGCGCACACCUAAAGCAUCUGUGUGCUAUAUUUACUGCGCGCCCAUUAAAAACCUGCACUCGUUUUGUGUGCGGUAAUUGUUGCUAUAGAAAAACCUGAACCCUGUCAUUGUGUGUAAUCUUUGUCCCUGUGACACAAUGGAAACGGUGACAACAAUGAGGAGACCUGUGAUUUGUGACGGGGCCUGCGCUAAAAUGGAACGGAGGAGCUUCCGAUGACAGAUCGUAGCAUAUUCUGUCCUGAUACGCUUCUGGAACCUGAGCGUCAGACACUUUUUCCCUCACAUGUUGCUGAGAGACAGUGGAUCGAGGGCCGAGCGACGGUCGGUGGACGACAGUAACUCGCCGCUGCUUCUGGUUCACUUCCUGUUUAUUUCCACCGCUUCCUUCCCGGCUGAUGUUGAAUCAAUGCUGUGACUAUAGCUGCCUUUGAUGUCUCAGCUCACACGUGACUGGAAUGCCCUCUCUCUCAGUUUAUCUUCGAGUCGGGCGACGCUACCAUGGCUGAGGGAAGCUGCUUCGGCCGGAGCUGUUUGAGAUGACCGGAGCUGGACCAGAGAGGAAGAGGGGAAAGUAGAGGAAGACGGGGCUUGUGAAAGGAAACAUCUGGCCAGAGUGGAUACGAUCUAAAGCACAUCUGGAUCUAACCCAGGAAGAAUAGUGCUGUGACCUUCAAAGGAACUUCAAAGAUUUUUUAUAUACUUUUUACUCCUCGCAUCAGAACGCUCUGCCACCAUGUGCCAUGUCAUUGUAACCUGCCGCUCCAUGCUCUGGACGCUGCUCAGCAUCAUAGUGGCCUUUGCUGAGCUCAUCGCUUUCAUGAGCCCCGACUGGCUGCUGGGCUUCCCUCGCUCCGACUCCGUGGACUCCGUGGAGUACCGGCCGUCUCUGGGCCUCUACAGCCGCUGCCUUCGCAUCGGGGCGCGGGGGGUGGGCGUGAGCUGCGGGCCCUACGCCGGGGCCUUCACGGAGGUGGCCAGCGGCUUCUGGCAGGCGGCCAUGCUGUUCCUGGCAGCCGGCACGCUGGUGCUGGGCUGCGUUGCCUGCAUCUCCAUCUUCAGCCUGUGCUUCCAGAGCAUCCUGAAGAAGAGCAUAUUCAACAUCUGCGGACUGCUCCAGGCAAUCGCAGGGCUGCUGCUGAUGGUGGGCCUCAUGAUGUACCCCGCGGGCUGGGGCUCAGAGAAGGUGACGAGCUACUGCGGCUCCGAGGCGGCGCCCUUCAGGCCGGCGCAGUGCUCGCUGGGCUGGGCCUUCUACGCCGCCGUCGGGGGGAACCUGGCCGCCUUCCUGUGCGCCGUGCUGUCCGCGCAGGCCGAGAUCGCCACCUCCAGCGACAAAGUUCAGGAGGAGAUCGAGGAGGGGAAGAGUCUGAUCUGCCUGCUGUAACUACAUUAUCUUAGAUAGACUGAAUUAAAUGAUCAUAGUUAGAAAUAUAGGCGUCUUGAGAUUCUUUCUUGGGCAGAAAUUGGGUUCUCUUCUCAAAUGAUAAAAGCAGGUUGUAGGAACGGCAUCUGCACCAGUUUGGACCAAGGUAUUGUUUACUUUAGUAGUAAUUACCUGUCGAGGUUUCUAAAUGUUCAAAUGCUCUGAUUGUGUGACACAACAGGAUGAAGACUCGCCUACUCACGUCAGACCUACAAAGGGAGUUGCUCCUGUAAAUAGUUUAUUUGUGGGUCUGUUGCAGUCUAAUAACUGGUGGCGUGUCUGCAGAAACAGAACAGACGCCACGUGUUUCCCUGUGUUAAGCGUUCCAGAGGUGCCCACAGUGAGACAAAGCACCGCAGCGUAACAUGAGGUACAGCAUUUUACAACAUGUAAAGAAGAGCGAGACUAAAAAACAAUUGUCUAGUAUUUACAUAAAAGACUUGCAGCAGCUGGUGUUGUAUUGAUUCCAUGUUACUACACAGUAUUUCAUUCACUUUGUUUCCUUCUCUUUCCAACCACGCUCUGUAAGUUACUGUAAAUGUAGCCGGAUCGCCCUGAUGCUGUGCUUUUGCUCAUUUUAGACGACGUGUGCAAUAAUUCAACUCGUGUGUUUGUUGUGAGAGUGAAUUUGUUCUGUCUGUGCUCAAAUUAAUAUGUUGACUGUCCACUGUUUUUGUUACAUUAACAAAGGAGUAACAGUACCUGUGGCUCAUGGUGUGAGAGGUGGAUACUGUGUGUAUGACGUCAUAGUCUGUGUUUUCUAUUCAAAUAAACCCUCUGAAAGUAAA